GAGUCAACAAAUCCUCCAUCCCCUUUCCUCUUUUGCUGAAAACAUCAAUGUGGACACACACGCCAACUGGGUUCCUGUUCGAGCCCUAAAUCGUCACGUACAAUUUCCAUUUUUAAAGUGUGAAUCAUGUGGGUUUUAUUGUAGGACUAUGCGAAGAUGAAGUUGAAUUUGACCUUUUUGGUUGUUUUGUUUAUAAUUUUAGUUGCAGUGCACUGCGCUGACACGGAUCUUGAGGUGAAGAAGAAUACACAUGAUGAUUUAGGUUCGAAAACAACAACGUCAAACCGAAAAGUUGGUUUGAAUGACAAAUCAAGCACAUCGGGGUCUAAUUUAGAAUCUGAGAAAGCAGAUGCUUCGGAGAAGGCCAAAUUUUCAAAUGAUAUCCCAAAUGCUUCUGUGGAUAAGACUAAGAGUGUUCCAAGUAAGCUAUUGGGGGAUGGAGAAGCUGGUAAUGUGAAAACAGAUUCAAAAGAUAAAGAGGUGGUAGAAGAUGUUGAGAAGAAAAGCAUAGCGGAUAAAGGGUCAAAAUCUAAAAAUGUGCCGGAAGAGGAAAAGUUGUCAUCCAUGAGGAAGGGGAGUUUUCGAGAUGAACAGUGUGAUUCAUCUUUCAAAUGCACAAUUGGUAGUGAUGAAAAUCAUGAAAUGGUUGCAUGUCUGAGUGUUCCUGGAGAUGAUUCUACCGAAGUUUCUCUUUUAAUACAGAAUAAGGGAAAAGGCCUGCUGGACGUGGAUAUUAAUGCUCCUGAUUUUGUUCGCCUAGAGAAAACAAAAAUUCAAAUCCAAGAGAAUGAUGACCAAAAGGUUAUGGUUUCUAUCGGAGAUGGAAAAACCGAAAGACUUAUAACUCUAAAAACACACAAAGGGAAUUGCAGUCUCGACUUUAUGGAUUUUCUUACACAUAACCCCAUGAAGAAAUCCAACUAUAUGUCACAAUUGACUUUCACCAAUCUUUUCAGACGAACGCCAUUUCUUGGACUCAUAUCUUUAGCUUUCCUACUGAUUAUCGCAUCAGUCCUGGUGUGUGUGACCUAUCAACGAAGACGUUUUCUGAACAAUGGCACGAAAUACCAAAAGUUAGACGCCGAGCUCCCGGUUUCAGGUGGGCCCAAGACAGAUUUUGACCAAAAAGGUGGAUGGGAUGACAAUUGGAGUGAUGAUUGGGAUGAUGUUGAAGCACCCAGUACUCCCUCCAUGCCUCUCACUCCAAGCAUUUCUUCUGCCGGUGUUUCUUCGCGACGAGUUAACAAGGAUGCUUGGAAAGACUAGAAUUACAACCAAAUUUUGCUUUUUCUUUUUACUUCAAGUAAUCUAAGAUCUGAGGUAAAAUCCCUUUUUCCCUACUCUCAAAUAGAACGUUUUUCGUGUACCAUUUUUUUCCAUGAAAUACGACAAGAUUUGUAUGUCAAGUAGUCGAGUUUUUAUCAUCUAAUCUAUUUGUGGAUCUUGGAUUAUUUGAUGCAGCAAUUUUGCUGCUAGAUUUCUCUAUAAAUCUGAGUUCUAAAUGGUAAAA
Molecule: messenger RNA, 1510 nt
Organism: Cynara cardunculus var. scolymus (artichoke)
Lineage: Eukaryota; Viridiplantae; Streptophyta; Magnoliopsida; Asterales; Asteraceae
Exons: 5
Coding region: 157-1266 (369 amino acids)
Source: RefSeq, a predicted model, not a curated record